AUGCCCUUGAUACACAGAUAUUUAGUUCACAGUCUAAGACUGUCUUAUCUGCGUAACGUCGAUGACCCUUACGGCGCGCGUAUAAUCUCCCUAAGCCCAUCCUAUACGUCAAACUCUUAUAUUGUCGCAGCAUCACUCGCCGAUGUUCAUCGUUGGCCAGAACUCGAAUACCCCUCAAGUCCGCCUAUAUCAGACGAUGAAUCGGAGGCUCCUGAUAAGUCCUCGCCGGGUUUCCCUGGGGCCACUGGUCUUAAGCAUCACCAAACAAUCAUGGGCAACAGAUCGGGAGCGUUUGGCUUGAGAGUAUCAGGUCGACGUGCUUCUACAUCAAAGCGAGCCUCUCUCAUCGCAAAGAGAGCCGGCAUACAUAACGAGGGAGCAGAUGCUCCCGCUGCCCUGCCGCGCGUCAACUUCAUAAAUGCUAGUGACGUUGAUUCAUGUCCAAUCACUUCAGAACAAACUGAUGUUUCACAACCUCUACCUCAACCCGCACUAAAGAAAGACGACCCCCCUCCUGAGCUACCCCCGAAGGAUAUUCCAUUUGUGCCGAAGUUCAAAGGUGCGGCCGAAAUGGAGGCCAGGCGCAGGGUACGAAUGAUGGCGCGCCGCGGCGUCCCAGCUUCUAUGCCAAAGAUUCCCUCCGUAACGAUACGUGGCCUCAAUCCCGAUCUCUCUUCAUCCGAUGAUGAGGAUGGCAUGUUGGAAGAUGAUAACGAUGACGAUUAUGAUUUGGUUGCCCCAGGAGACGAUAAUAUGGAUGAAGUUGACGAAUUUGAUCCAGAUUUUGCUGCCACCCGAGGCAUGCACUCGGACAGCGCAUCUGAUGGGGUCUCCCUUCUCUCAGGGACCGCCUCAGUAAUGUCUGGAUCUAAUUUAUCCACCCUUGGAACAUCACCGUUCGUUGCUCCCUACUCCCGAGCACGCUCGCGACUCAGCCCUGUAUCUGAACAUCGUGCUACAGACAACAAUGACGAAGGGUGUCUUCCAACCCUUCAUUCUAAGCCCAUCGAAACUCACUUCGAGAUGAUCAGUCCGGUGUCGAAGCCUGAUCAGCGAUCUGAACCACCACCCCCCAAACACGAAACUCGCAGAAGAGGCGUCUCAAUAUCACUACCUGUUAUCGACGCUCCAUCCGAUAUGACAUUCACACGCAAGCCUGUCGCGCCAGCGCUCCCGCACGCAUCCGCUCUCACCGCUAUCCUUGCUUCAUCAGGCGGUCCCGCCAACCCAUUCAGUGAACUGUAUGGUGUCAUAUCUGGACGGGGAGAGACGGCCUCAGUAGAUGUCAAGGUUUUCUUUCCGCAUGCCGAAGAACCUCGUGGUGAACAUGUGACUCUGAACGUGCGGAAAGACGCAACUAUCGAGGAAGUCAUCGGUUUCGCUUUAUGGACUUACUGGGACGAGCGAUGGCUACCUGAACUUAAUGCAGGUGUUAAGGAGGACGACCCAAAGCUCUCUGCAAUAGGUUGGAUCAUGCGCAUUGCAGAGGACGACGGCGAGGUCGAUGAGGAUUUCCCGCCACCCGACCGCACAGGCAAGAUCUCGAAAUUUGGUUUUGAGGCAUUCGCUAUUCUACCUGCAACCCCGCUGCAAAUACAACAAAAUGAACAGCUGGAGACCAAGAUACAGCGACGGCCCUCGAGAGUUAUGUCAGCGCCAAAGAAACAGGAUUCAGGACCUCCAGGCGGCUUGGUGUUGCCGUCCGUUUCCGGUCCUGCAAGUGCGAUGUUCGGUACAACUCCAAUCUUAUCAUCUUCUUUGGGUCCUUCGUCGAGCCAUGGCCCCCAGUUAUUUUUGCGUAUUCGCGUUGCAGACACCGCUGAUGCAGUUCAUAUAUCUACCACCAUCCCUGUAUCGGCGGGUAUGUACAUGCAGGAGGUACUCGAAGUGGUUUGCCGGAAGCGCAAACUGGCAAACCUCAAGGACUAUGCUCUGAUCGUCAACGAACUAAACAUGCUGGCGUACCUCGACCGCACGGUCGCUAGUCUCGGAGGUAGACGAGAGCUGACGCUAGUCAAGAGAUCCAUACUCCCUCAAUUGGGCAUCGAGCCCGAAAGCAGAUCAGGACGCACCACUGACCCGAAUGCUUCUAUUUCCAAACGGAUAUCGGAAGUCCCAGAGAUGCAACUAAGCACUGCGGCGGACUACGCGACAGCAUACAAGAAAUACACCAUUUACCGCAAAAUGCCUAUGCUAGCUCGUCAGGAACGCACUUUGGCUAUUGAUGGUGUUUAUAUCCAUAUCAUGCCAUCCACAAACAAGGCCAAAGCGGUCUUUGAUAGUGGAAAGACGGUGUCAUUCCAUAUCAAGAGCAUCAUCCAAUGUCAGCAGUCCGCAAAACCGUUGACGCUGUUCAAGAUCGUUGUACAACGGGACAGCGGGAGCAAACGCUACGACUUUGAGGCGGAUACGCCGAAGCUUGCGAAUGAGAUUGUGCAGACCUUACGGAUGCUGAAAUCCCAUUUGGAUCGUUCCAGUACUGUCAACCGCUUGCGGCGCAGUAGACAGGUAGUAUAA
Molecule: messenger RNA, 2517 nt
Organism: Suillus subaureus
Lineage: Eukaryota; Fungi; Basidiomycota; Agaricomycetes; Boletales; Suillaceae
Product: stress-activated map kinase interacting protein 1-domain-containing protein
Exons: 9
Coding region: 1-2517 (838 amino acids)
Biological process (GO): TORC2 signaling
Cellular component (GO): cytoplasm; plasma membrane; TORC2 complex
Molecular function (GO): phosphatidylinositol-4,5-bisphosphate binding
Source: RefSeq, a predicted model, not a curated record